Nycticebus coucang (slow loris) is the source of this 5099-nucleotide messenger RNA. RefSeq names its product ABL proto-oncogene 1, non-receptor tyrosine kinase (gene ABL1). Gene Ontology annotation, molecular function: protein binding; ATP binding; non-membrane spanning protein tyrosine kinase activity. Gene Ontology annotation, biological process: protein phosphorylation; regulation of apoptotic process. The record is from RefSeq and is a predicted model, not a curated record. Bases 727 to 4128 code for a protein of 1133 amino acids. The transcript is spliced from 11 exons. NCBI's taxonomy places the organism in Eukaryota, Metazoa, Chordata, Mammalia, Primates, Lorisidae.
CUUUCCUUUGGACUCAGAGUCUUCCCGCAGCUGUUGGUCUGGAUGUGUGAUCUGCCCAGUGUGUCGCUCAUUUGUGUAGCCAUCAUGUGGGUUCCAGCUCUCAGUUCAUUCCUCAGACACCCACUGCCUCAGCCUUAGUCACAGUAAGCUUGCUGAAUAUAAAUGAGACCAGUGUUGGUAAUUCCAGAGGAAUGUGCAUUUUCACCCAUGUUCUCGGGACCUAGGAUUUGCCUGGCACCACGCACGGUGAAACUCUCCAGAAGCGGUGCGGGUUGGGGACGUCCCGUGCCACCGUGGAGAUAGACGCGCGCGGUUUCCAAAGCGUGGACGAGCAGGCCUGCGCUGCCCGGGGCGCCGUGAGGACUGCGCUUCCUCCUCCGAGAAGGGCCUCUGCGGGCCGCGCUCGGCCCUGCCCGGUUCAAAUAGCCCCCCGGCGGCUCGGCUCGUGAGUGCGGCCUCGGCCUGGCGGCCGUCGGCGCGGCCAGGAGGGGGUUAAGGCGAAGGCGGGGCGGGCCCGGCGGGCGCCCGCUCGGGGCCCUUUGUUAACCGGCGCGUCCGGGCCGAGGCGGAGACGCGGCCGCGGCCAUGGGCGGGGGCGGGCGCGGGCGCGCGGGACGGCGGUGAGGGCGGCCUGGCGGGGCCGGGGGCGCCCGGGGGGGCGCGCGGGGCGAGCCGGGCCUGAGCCGGGAGCGGGGCGCCGGGCCCAGACGCCGCCGGCGCGGGAAAAUGUUGGAAAUCUGCUUGAAGUUGGUGGGCUGCAAAUCCAAGAAGGGACUGUCCUCGUCCUCCAGCUGCUACCUGGAAGAAGCCCUUCAGAGGCCAGUAGCAUCUGACUUUGAGCCCCAAGGUCUGAGUGAAGCUGCUCGUUGGAACUCCAAGGAAAACCUUCUUGCUGGGCCCAGUGAAAAUGACCCCAACCUUUUUGUUGCACUGUAUGACUUUGUGGCCAGUGGGGACAACACUCUAAGCAUAACUAAAGGUGAAAAGCUCCGUGUUCUAGGCUACAAUCACAAUGGGGAAUGGUGCGAAGCCCAAACCAAAAAUGGCCAAGGCUGGGUCCCAAGCAACUACAUCACACCAGUCAACAGCCUCGAGAAGCACUCCUGGUACCACGGGCCAGUGUCCCGGAACGCUGCCGAGUAUCUGCUGAGCAGCGGGAUCAAUGGCAGUUUCUUGGUGCGGGAGAGUGAGAGCAGUCCCGGCCAGAGGUCCAUCUCUCUGAGAUAUGAGGGGAGGGUGUAUCACUACAGGAUCAACACUGCUUCUGACGGCAAGCUCUACGUCUCCUCAGAGAGCCGCUUCAACACUCUGGCUGAGUUGGUUCAUCACCACUCGACUGUGGCUGACGGGCUCAUCACCACUCUCCACUACCCAGCACCCAAGCGCAACAAGCCCACGGUCUAUGGCGUGUCCCCCAACUAUGACAAGUGGGAGAUGGAGCGUACAGACAUCACCAUGAAGCACAAGCUGGGCGGAGGCCAGUACGGGGAAGUGUACGAGGGCGUGUGGAAGAAGUACAGCCUGACGGUGGCUGUGAAGACCUUGAAGGAAGACACCAUGGAGGUGGAAGAGUUCUUGAAGGAAGCUGCAGUGAUGAAAGAGAUCAAGCACCCAAACCUAGUGCAGCUGCUUGGGGUCUGCACGCGGGAGCCCCCCUUCUAUAUAAUCACCGAGUUCAUGACCUAUGGGAACCUGCUGGACUAUCUGAGAGAGUGUAAUCGGCAGGAGGUGAACGCGGUGGUGCUGCUAUACAUGGCCACUCAGAUCUCGUCAGCUAUGGAAUACCUGGAGAAGAAGAACUUCAUCCACAGAGAUCUUGCUGCCCGAAACUGCCUGGUAGGUGAAAACCACUUGGUGAAAGUGGCUGAUUUUGGUCUGAGCAGGCUAAUGACAGGGGACACUUACACAGCCCACGCCGGAGCCAAGUUCCCCAUCAAAUGGACAGCGCCUGAAAGCCUGGCCUACAACAAGUUCUCCAUCAAGUCUGACGUCUGGGCAUUUGGAGUGUUGCUUUGGGAAAUUGCUACCUACGGCAUGUCACCGUACCCAGGAAUUGACCUAUCCCAGGUCUACGAGCUGCUGGAGAAAGAUUACCGCAUGGAGCGCCCAGAAGGCUGUCCAGAGAAAGUCUAUGAACUCAUGCGAGCAUGUUGGCAGUGGAACCCCUCUGACCGACCCUCCUUUGCUGAGAUCCACCAAGCCUUUGAAACAAUGUUCCAGGAGUCCAGUAUCUCAGAUGAAGUGGAAAAGGAGCUGGGGAAACAAGGCGUCCGAGGGGCUGCCAGCACCUUGCUUCAGGCCCCAGAGCUGCCCACCAAGACCAGGACCUCCAGGAGAGCUGCUGAGCCCAAAGAUGCCACCGACAUGCCUGAGGCCCCCCAUUCCAAGGUCCAGGGAGAGAGUGAUCCUCCAGACCACGAACCUGCUGUGUCUCCACUGCUCCCUCGAAAAGAGCGAGGUCCCCCGGAUGGUGGCCUGAACGAAGAUGAGCGCCUUCUCCCCAAAGACAAAAAGACCAACUUGUUUAGCGCCUUGAUCAAGAAGAAGAAGAAAACAGCCCCAACCCCUCCCAAACGCAGCAGCUCCUUCCGUGAGAUGGAUGGCCCGGCAGAGCGCAGGGGGGCUGGUGAGGAAGAGUGCCGGGAAAUCAGCAAUGGGGCACUAACUUCCACCCCCUUGGAUGCAGCAGAGCCAGCCAAGUCCCCAAAGCCCAGCAAUGGAGCUGGUGUCCCCAAUGGAGCCCUCCGGGAAUCAGGAGCCACAGGCUUCCGGUCUCCCCACCUGUGGAAAAAGUCAAGCACUCUGACCAGCAGCCGCCUCGCUGCUGGCGAGGAAGAGGGCAGCAGCGGCUCCAGCAAGCGCUUCCUGCGGUCCUGCUCUGCUUCCUGCGUGCCCCAUGGAGCCAAGGACACGGAGUGGCGGUCGGUCACACUGCCUCGGGACUUGCAGUCCACUGGAAGACAGUUUGACUCCUCCACAUUUGGAGGGCACAAAAGCGAAAAGCCAGCUCUGCCUCGGAAGCGGGCUGGUGAGAACAGGGCUGACCAGGUGACCAGGGGCACUGUGACUCCCCCGCCUAGGCUGGUGAAAAAGAACGAGGAAGCUGCUGAUGAGGUCUUCAAAGACACCAUGGAGUCUAGCCCGGGCUCCAGUCCCCCAAGUCUGACUCCAAAACUCCUCCGUCGGCAGGUCACGGUGGCUCCUUCCUCGGGCAUCCCCCACAAGGAAGAUGUGGGGAAGGGCAGUGUCUUAGGGACCCCAGUUGCAGCUGAGCCCGUGUCCCCCACCAGCAGAGCGGGCUCAGCCGCACCCACAGGCCCCAGCAAGGCCUCAGCAGAGGAGUCCAGAGCACGGAGGCACAAGCACUCUUCAGAGUCUCCUGGGAGAGACAGGGGGAAACUGUCCAAGCUCAAACCUGCCCCACCACCCCCUCCACCCCCUCCAGGCUCCACAGGGAAGGCUGGGAAGCCCUCGCAGAGCCCAAGCCAGGAGGCAGCUGGGGAGCUAGGCACCAGCACAAAAACAAGAUCCAUGAAUCUGGCUGUUGAUUCUGUGAACAGUGAUGCCGCCAAACCCAGCCAGUUAGGAGAGGGCCUCAAAAAGCCUGUGCUCCCUUCCAUACCAAAGCCACAGUCAUCCACCAAGCCACUGGGGACCCCCACCAACACAGCCCCUACUUCUUCCACAUUGCCAUCAGCAUCUUCAGCCCUGGCUGGGGACCAGCCGUCUUCUACCGCCUUCAUCCCUCUCAUAUCAACCCGUGUGUCUCUUCGGAAAACUCGACAGCCUCCUGAACGGAUCGCCAGUGGUGCCAUCACCAAGGGUGUGGUUCUGGACAGCACUGAGGCCCUGUGCCUCGCCAUCUCUAGGAACUCUGAACAGAUGGCCAGCCACAGUGCGGUGCUAGAAGCCGGCAAAAACCUCUACACAUUCUGCGUGAGCUACGUGGAUUCCAUCCAGCAGAUGAGGAACAAGUUUGCCUUCCGAGAGGCCAUCAACAAACUGGAGAACAACCUCCGGGAACUUCAGAUCUGCCCGGCAACAGCAGGCAGUGGCCCGGCAGCCACUCAGGACUUCAGCAAGCUCCUUAGUUCUGUAAAGGAGAUCAGUGACAUUGUACAGAGGUAGCAGACGCCAGCAGUCAAGAAGCUGGAGCUGCCUGCAGCACAAGGGGGCCUGUCAUGCCCAUGACAGUGGCUGACGGGACUAGUGAGCCAGCACCUUGGGCCAGGAGCUCUGCACCAGGCACAGCCAAGGGCCCCCGUGGAGUCCAGCCCUACUACCUAUGUGUGCCCCAACUGUCCCCCUACACUGUCCUCCUCCCCAGCCUGGGCUCUCUGAGCCACCUUUGUCCUCGCAUUUUAUCUGUGGAGUCCCUGCUCUGUGGACUGCAGUGGGCACACCCUGGCCCAUCAGGCUGGUUCCCACCAAGUGCUUCAGACUGAGCUUUCCAGCUCAGGUGGGAACGGUCACAAAGGAGUGCCCUUUUCAUUUUUCUCUCUGGAGACCCUCCUCUGGUGGUGCCUUCUUUCAUUUGCCCCCCCAAAACGGAAGCCUGAACCAAGUCCAUGGGCCUUGUCCCUCCCCCACACUCCUUGCCCCUGCACCUCCUGCUUUGAAAAUGUGCUUCAAGAACCACAUUCUAGGAGGGGCGUGCAUGGCCUCCUCUGGUCGCUCUGCCCUCCUCUGCUCCCCAGGGCUACACACUUGCUUUACCUUGUGUGCAGAACAGCUCUUGAUUCGGGUGGGAAAUAGGGUGCUAACACCAACCAGCCUUUGUGUCCUGAACACCUGGAAGCUAUCAUCUGUCCUAUCCAAGUCCCUGGACCCCCAUCCUUACUGUUUUUGACAUGCUCUGCCAGGUCCUGGCAAAAAAGCUUAAGUCUUAAGGAUGGCAGGUCACUGUUACUGCUGCCUCCCACCCCCACCCGCAGCAGAACAGGGCCGGACAGGGAGGCAGUGGCUGGCUGUGUAAACAGCUGAUGCCAGGUCUAGCCCUGGACUGGGCCCAGGCAGAUCUGGUGGCCCAGGGUAAGCCUUCCUUUCUCACAUCCUGGUGACCCAUUACCUUCCCUUCCUAGCUCCUUUCUCUGUGAUAA